AAGAAGGAAUCUAAAUCUCUUCUCUCCAGAAAAACAGUAGAAAUGCCCAGCAGCAUCUUCAUCGCCCUUCAAUGUUGUCAAUGCUCCAUCAUGCAGGUGAAGCAGCGGAGGAAGAGCAGCAACAAGUGGACCUGCGUGGUAUGCAACCAGAAACAGUCCGUGAAGAAGGUGUUCGCUCAAGGCCACGUGGCGAAGGACCUCCGCCUCUUUGUGCAGUCCUUUAACAUUUCCCGCAAAGCAACUGACUGUAUCUCUUUCAACAACAAUGAUAAUGAUAAUAAUAAUACUGGUUUGGCUCAGGGGAGCGAGAGGAAGAGGCGCACUGAUUGGAGGGAGUACCUCGAUCUCCCGGAUCCCAACCAGAAACUAAAUCAAGAAGAAGAAGGUGGGGAUUUUGAGCGUAGGGUUGUGACGGAGUUGCCAAAAGAAAUGUUGAAGAAGCCUAAAUUGAAGAAGUAUGGAGGUGGGUCGGGUAAUGGAGAAAGUGAUGAUGACAAAGAGGUUUACAAGCCGGUUUUUCCAAAGAGAAAUAACAUCAAUAAGCAUGUGGCAAAAAGCACGUCAUCGUCGACCAAUUACUCUGCAGAUAACAAGAUGAACAUGAAGACUUCCAAAUGGAAUGGUUACAUGACAAUAGAGGAUGAUGGCUUGCUGCUCGGUACAAGGGAAGAAGAUGAAGUCCACCCUGAUUUUGGCUUGCUGCUUGGUACAAAGGUAGAAGAUGAAGUCCACCCUGAUUUUAUGUGAAGCUUUCUGCUUCUUUAUCGUGACAUCUCCAACUCUACAUGUUUUACUUCUCUAAGCAUAUUAAAGCUUAGACAGAGAGAUCAGAAUU
This is a messenger RNA of Carica papaya (papaya), 835 nucleotides long. RefSeq lists its product as uncharacterized. Lineage: Eukaryota; Viridiplantae; Streptophyta; Magnoliopsida; Brassicales; Caricaceae. The record is from RefSeq and is a predicted model, not a curated record. Gene Ontology annotation, molecular function: chromatin binding. Gene Ontology annotation, cellular component: nucleus. Gene Ontology annotation, biological process: mitotic G2 DNA damage checkpoint signaling.